Molecule: messenger RNA, 1185 nt
Organism: Vicugna pacos (alpaca)
Lineage: Eukaryota; Metazoa; Chordata; Mammalia; Artiodactyla; Camelidae
Gene: CHURC1
Product: churchill domain containing 1
Biological process (GO): multicellular organism development; fibroblast growth factor receptor signaling pathway; positive regulation of DNA-templated transcription
Molecular function (GO): zinc ion binding
Source: RefSeq, a predicted model, not a curated record
UACUCUAGGCGCAUGCGGUAACCUUCUCUGAGUUCUCGCGAGGCUUCCUCUCCCGGAAGCACCGGAGGACCUUCCCAGUUAACGGAGUCGCGAUGUGUGGGGACUGUGUGGAGAAGGAAUAUCCCAACCGGGGUACCAUCUGCCUGGAGAAUGGGUCUUUCUUGCUGAACUUUACAGGCUGUGCAGUGUGCAGUAAGCGGGAUUUUAUGCUGAUCACAAACAAAUCUUUGAAAGAGGAGGAUGGAGAAGAAAUAGUUACCUAUGAUCAUCUUUGUAAGAAUUGUCAUCACGUAAUAGCCAGGCAUGAGUAUACGUUCAGUAUCAUGGAUGAAUUUCAGGAGUAUACCAUGCUGUGUCUGUUAUGUGGUAAAGCCGAAGAUACUAUCAGUAUUCUCCCUGACGACCCCCGACAAAUGACUCUGUUACUCUAAGGAUCCUUCUGCGGUUCUGUUGUAAUGAUGUUGUGUUGGUUUACAAUAUAGGAAGACUGAUGGUUUGUCUAACUUAGUUUAUAAUGGAAAUUAUUUGACUAUUAUUUUUUCUGCCUAAGCCUACCUAUUCCUUGAGAGAAAAGGUAAUUUAGGGGAUUGCUGUUCUCUAGAGCUGAUCUCUUCUACUAAAGUUCUCAGUGCACAUCAGUGCAGCCAGAAUGAAGCAUUUUUGUUAGCAGUUAUGUGGCUAAAAAAUAAUCAGGAUGGGAGCACAUCUAGUGCCCAGAUCUUGAUUCCAAUAAAAGGAACUAGAACUCAUUGGAGAAAUGACUUGAGUCUAGGACUGGGGCAGUAAAUAUACAAGAUGAGCUUGGAGUAUCUUGAGCCAGAAAAAAAAGGAGGUGCUCAAAAGAAAAAUCACAAUGAUUGGGAAUAUAUCAAAGGGACAGAGGAGCCAGCUGAAGGAGCUCCCAGUGACCAAAAUUGGAACAAUUUGAGCAACAAAAUAAAGUAGUAUUAGAUUAUAACCCAAAGUAUAAAAUAAAUAUUCAUAAGUCCAUACUGUUAUAAAUGAAUGAUUGAAUAAAUAAAAACAUAAAUUGAAGACAAUAGACAAAUUCUGCAUGCAGAAUAAUUUCAAAUAAUGUAUGUGGAUACCCUUCACUCCUUAAGUGUGUGAUUGCAUAGUGACUUCCUUCCAAAGGGUAUAGUAUGGAAAGUGGGAAAAAGUUGCUUUACGGUGGAGAAACCUGAC